CUUAGGUGGCCGCAAAGCUUCCUGGUCUAAAAUGUUAUACAUUUAUGUCAUUUGUUGAAAAUGAAGGACAACUUAAUUGAGGACGUCGUCGCUGACAACGAAGAAACUUCGGAGCGUAUUCGCAAUAAGGUUUACGGAACUGUUAUCCUAUCUAAGGACAGUCUAGCGAUUCAGUCUUCAUUUGAUAAUACCACAACCCAAGGUAUGGCAAAUUUCGUAGCUGGAACAAUCGUGAGACUGACCCGAAGUGCAGUCCGUGAUAUAGAUCCGGAAGAUGAUCUUGCUUACUUGAGGAUCUAUACGAAGAAAGGGGAGUGGAUGAUUGGUCCUGACAAGGAAUUUACACUCCUCGUGCAGCAGCAAAUGUAGAUUACUUCCUAGGAACUAUUUUUUGAGUGUAUGUAUAUUAUUUAUAAAGCAUUCUUUGUAGCGUAUAUACAGUAUAAUAUAUUUUACUAAAAAAACG
Messenger RNA from Hermetia illucens (black soldier fly), 466 nucleotides. RefSeq names its product dynein light chain roadblock-type 1-like. Gene Ontology annotation, cellular component: cytoplasmic dynein complex; cytoplasm; centrosome. Bases 61 to 369 code for a protein of 102 amino acids. The transcript is spliced from 2 exons. Gene Ontology annotation, molecular function: dynein intermediate chain binding. Gene Ontology annotation, biological process: microtubule-based movement. NCBI's taxonomy places the organism in Eukaryota, Metazoa, Arthropoda, Insecta, Diptera, Stratiomyidae. The record is from RefSeq and is a predicted model, not a curated record.